AUGCCUGCACCGCCUCAGGCAGAAAUCAUUGAUGGCAUUAAGACCUUCAUCCCACUCGAGAACAAUCCUGAUGUCCUGAAACUUCUCUGUGAGAAUCUCCAGAUCUCAUGGGAUCUCGACUUUCAUGACGUUAUCUCAACCUCUCCAGCAUUCCUUCAAGAGUGCUAUUUCCGACCUUGUCACGCCCUUAUUGUCCUCGCGGACCGGCCUAUAUAUCAAGCUGCCCGCUCAGCAGUUAAGCCAACCAUAUCAGAGUACAAAGGUUCAGGUCCCAAUGAACCAGUUAUAUGGAUGAAACAGACUAUCGGCCAUGCUUGUGGGCUGAUGGCUCUCCUGCACGUAGUCUUCAACCUGGAAGGUGGUCGAUAUGUGCGCCCCGGCACGGCAAUAGACGCACUCCGUCAACAAGCUAUUCUUCUUGGGCCCACAGAGCGAGCGCAGUUGCUGUAUGACUCCAGUUUUCUUGAAGAGGCGCACAUGGAUGCGGCAUCGCGUGGAUCUUCGAAUGUCCCCUCACCUCGAGAGGAUAAUCAACACCAUUUCUUGGCCUUCGUGCAGAAGGAUGGGAAAGUCUGGGAGUUGAAUGGAGGGAUGAAUGGACCCUUAUUCCGAGGAGUACUCGGUGAAGGGGAGGAUCUCUUAAGUGAGCGAGGGCUGGAGCUCACUGCUCAAGACUUCUUGAUUGCUGCUGAACAGACUGGAUGCGAUGAGAUGAGUAUCGUCGCAAUCACUGGGGCUGACGCUGUGUUUCCUCGGUAUGGACCAAUUGCCAACGCCGUAGCUGGCGUUAUGUUCCUAAGCACCCCACAUCGCUAUGGCGACAAGACCACGAGCUGGAAUAGGUUUCGAGACAUCUUGGAUGCAACGACUGGUAGGAACCUCAAGAUUCCAAGCGCUACUAUCGAGCAAGAAGGCUCCAUUUUGCUCGACCUCGCAGAUAGAUUCGAAGGAAUCUCGUUCCGUACCCCCAUACUAUCCGUCUAUGAACUAAGAGAAUCGAAAAACAGUUCAACACCAUUGCGCCCGAAAUACCAACAAUUGGUCAACUGUGAAGCUUGUUCGACUCAUGCUCCAAUGGAAACAGUCAUUGGCCUCAAUCUCAAUCAUCAUGAUACAUGUCUUUUCACCAGGAGCGUUGGCGGCGAAGGCUUACCUGAACUCAACAAGUUUAUCUACGAGACUUUGCACAACGCUGCGCAACUUGUUACACUUCGAUUCGCGGACCAGGAAUAUCAAUACGCAACGAUGAGCGCUUACUCGCCCACGAUGAGCGAACUACCACUCAAAGCUGAGCAAAUGGAGCUUACCGAAUGGCCUUCGAACAAGGCAACCGAAUGGCCUUCGAACAGAGCAACAGAAGGAACAUCUCUUUCAGGGUUUGAGUUGGUAUAUCCUACAACACCAAAACCUGAGAUUCGGAGAACCCUUCAUCUACCCUGCUACCUUCUCAACAUGCAUUCGGCAAAUGGGGAUUUCUGCGGCCGCGAAGAUAUCUUGGAGCGUCUUGCGGCCGAGCUCUUGCCUUCGCAGAACAUAGUGACAGCGUCGGGCACCGCUCUACGACAAUUUGCGCUUUGCGGAUUCGGUGGGAUAGGAAAGACGGAAAUAGCCCGCGAGUUCUCCCGACGUCACAAAGCUUGCUUUGAUGCAGUAUUCUGGGUCGUGGCGGAUGAGAUUGCGAAACUUGACCACCAUUACCAGCAAAUCUCGUUAGCACUAGGACUCGAAAAUUCAUCCGAGUGCAAGAGUCAGGUUGUCAGCAGGGAAAUUGUGAAAGGAUGGCUCUCCAAUCCCCGAAAGCAUCUAUCGGGGUCGGAUGAGCUUUCUCAACCUGGUCAAACUAGGUCAGAAGCGACCUGGCUACUUAUAUUCGACAACGCAGACGACCCAAUGAUCCUGGCGGACUACUGGCCCCAGGGCAGUGGAUCAAUUCUUAUCACUAGCCGCGAUCCAUUGGCUAAAAGCAUGUUUACGCGAAGACCUUCAGGCCUGGAUCUUGGUCCACUUUCACAGCAAGACAGCCUAUGUCUCUUCAACCAUCUCACUAGCAUUUCCAACGAACCAGAAGACACUACAGCGCGGCAAAUCUCCGAUGCACUUGGUGGCGUCCCUCUGGCUAUCUCCCAGAUGGCUGGUAUCAUCCGUCGCCAGGACCUCACCUUGUCAGAGUUCUUCGAGCUGUAUACCGAUCAUGAAGAACAUGCCAGUCUUUACGAGACAAAAUUCGAUACCAGUUUGGUCACAUACCGUCACUCUCUCUCCACUGUUUGGGCAUUUGAGAAGUUGAAGCCCCAAGCUCGACAGUUGUUGGAGCUGAUUUCAUUUCUUGAUCCAGAUGUCAUUCGAGAAGACUUGUUGAUGGAAGCAUCGGUGGAACUGCUUUCCGACGGCGCACAGUUCAAAAAGAGUAGCUAUAUCGAGGCCCGAUCUGAUCUUUUGCAGUCAUCUCUGGUCCAAAGAGAUAAACAAAAGCAGCAGAUAUCGGUCCACCGUGUUGUGCAAGAUGUAAUCUUGGCAACAAUGGAUGUUGCGAAGAGACGGUUCAUGUUUGACAAAGUCGUCCGAAUUCUUUGGGCUGACUGGCCAUCGGCUAUGCCCAAGCCAUCCAAGGAGCCAGAGCUACCCCAGCCCAAAUCAAGCGGCGGCAGGCUAUAUGUUGGAAGGUGGCCUCUCUGGUCAGCCAUUUCAGAUCCCUCCGAGGCUACCAGGUUGCUUUUUGCAAAGCUACUGAAUGAGGCUGCAUGGUAUCAAAAAGAGCGUGGACGAACAAAGCAAUUUGACGGUUUCUUCUCAAUUGCUCGCAGUAUCUGCGACUCCUCCACACACCCAGAUCGGGAUUCCCUACUUGCAGAUAUUCAUUUCUGCUUAGGAGCUAUCGCCAUGGAUGCGAGCGAUUUCGAAACAAGCCGCAUUCACAAGGAACGUUCUCUCGAUCUAGUUUCCAACAUCUGCAAACAACUGGGCACUGCAGACGAGAGACUAUACCUCGCCUACGCAGAGCGAGGGAUCUCACGCAUUCAGGAUAGACGAUACGAGGAAGGUGAAGCCGACCUCAAGGAGGCGCUGCGGAUUCGAAAAGCCCUCGGCAACUACAUUCCCCGGUCGGGCGAGGCCAAUCUGAGCUGGGCUCUUCUUGCGCAGGGCAAGCUUGAAGAGUGCAACACGCUUCUUCUGGACAGUUUGGCGGGCAGAGAAAAGGCUUUGGGCAAGGAUGAUAGGGAAUCCGUCCGGACUGGGUUGAUACUUUAUGCGCUUGGCAACCUCCGCGCUGCGCAAAAUCAAUGGGAUGAGAGUUUUGAAUACCACCAGAGAGCGUGGCACCACAUGCGCGCAACGGUGGGUGAGAGAGAUUUCUACACUGCAAAUGUCGCCCAUAAGCUUGCCGAGCAUCUUAUCCGCUCAGGCCGGAGCGAAGAGGCGAUUGCUAUGAUCAACGGGGCGCUGGACAUCUGGUCUGUUGAUCCGAGCGCACACAAGAACGAGAUUGCUCGCACCACUUUCCUCAAGGGCAAAUUGUUCGAGGCGACGGGCAAGAUGCAAAAAGCUUCCAUUGCUCUUCGAGUUGCCUGUCGCCUGAGGAAGGAGAUUACCAAGGAGGAUCGAGAUGUGAAGAGCUUGACGGCAGAAGACUUUGACGAAAUUGUUGCUUUUUGGGCUCGUUGA
Molecule: messenger RNA, 3663 nt
Organism: Aspergillus thermomutatus
Lineage: Eukaryota; Fungi; Ascomycota; Eurotiomycetes; Eurotiales; Aspergillaceae
Exons: 9
Coding region: 1-3663 (1220 amino acids)
Biological process (GO): ubiquitin-dependent protein catabolic process
Molecular function (GO): cysteine-type deubiquitinase activity; ADP binding; protein binding
Source: RefSeq, a predicted model, not a curated record